This is a messenger RNA of Porites lobata, 24053 nucleotides long. Lineage: Eukaryota; Metazoa; Cnidaria; Anthozoa; Scleractinia; Poritidae. The record is from the annotation of a GenBank genome assembly.
GUUUCCAGGCUUGGAUGAGCUCUCUCCAAUCCUCGUGGAAGACAAAAUGGCGACCAACAGUGCCAAGUGUGUCUUGUAAACUUGUCUUAAUUUUAGAACGACUCCGCGGAGAAAUAGACUUAAAAAUCGCCGGAAAGAUGAUCUUAAUAGUUAAAGAGCUAUUCAAUUCCACAAAACUAACAAAUUGUUGGUUAAUUUCUUGAAUUUCCGGGUUAGUGUGAAAAGCUGACGGUGCAAGUACGACACGCUUUGUCGAAGCGCCAUCUAUUUUCGAAGUCUUUUACGUGGAUCACGAUGCAGAUUAAGAGCGUGGAAGCCUUGAAAACUUGGUUAACGACUCGUUUGGAGUCAGUGUGAGUAUAUGAUGGCAAAGAUGUAAGAUUACUCUUAACGUGAUUGGUUAAUUAAUGGUUGUUUCUUUAUAGCUUUAAUAAGAUCCCUAAUUUUAUUUUGGACUGAUCGGCAGGGCAGAAAAACCGCUGAUUGGUUGCCGUUUUCGCGGCAGUUUGUGCUCUCCGCUGACCAUCUUACAACGAAUCAAGUAGUCUACAAAAAAGAGCAAAGUUUGAAGCCAAAUACAUAGUUAACCAUGACUAGUUCGGUGAUUAUGAUCUGAUAUCCCCAAACUAGAACUCAUUGACAGGCGAUGUCAAGAGUUGUAGCGAAAUCAGAUUAGGAAUACUCUUUAGGGUGCUUGCUGAAAAUGCGCGGGACAGUGUGUAGUUCAUAGAGACAUCAUACGACCAAUAGCUCUUAAACAAUUUGCAAAAAUAAGAAACAGGUGGAGUAUUUAAGGUUCACAAUUCGACCAACCAAAAGGCCAAAAGCCAAGAAGCAAAAUAAGAAAUACGUAAAAAAUCGAACAGUACGUUUUUCUGUGGCUUGCUGUUUUUGUUUUUGCAUCCCCUCGCGGUGACAACACUCGAACGUAAUCGCCGGUGAGAAGCUUCCACAAAUGUACAGCCAAUCUUACCUCUAAAAGGAUCGAUCCUCUUGCACUUAGAAGGUAGAUAGCAGCGCAAAAAUCUAUUUCCUUGGACAAGUAAAAAAGGAAAAGAUUUGUAAACAUCAAACUCUUCGCCACGGCUUGUGUCCACUUACUGACUGGUAGGCGCCAGCUUCCCGGCCUCAUGCUUUGCGCGAGCGAAAUUAUGAAUGAAACUGGAGACGCCGCUCGUUUUUCCCCGCUUCAAAAAGCUUCAAAAAUGUCCAAAAUAGUUACCGACCGCUUCACUGUCAAGUUCCGGUCUUUUUGCGUGCGUUCCGGCGGAAAGAACGUCCAAAGUUGAUUAAAUAAUGGAAAAUGUUUGUGAACGUGGCUCCAGAUUAACAAGCGUGUCAGAAAAGUGUUGGGUCGCCACUAAUUACUAUUCGGGAAAAGAGGCUGUUUCACGGGCUACUCUAGGCCGGUUUGGCUAUGUUUUGGUCAUGCAAAAAAAACUGCAAGUGGAAAGUCAAAGGAGGUGCUGUUUUCCGAGUGAAAAUGCCUGCACGCAAAGGAACAAUUUACUGCCAUGUCCGCAGAGGAUUCUCACCGUGGCAACAAACCUUGAAAACUACCAAGGAGGCGCAUUUCUUUGCCCAGGCCACCUAAAUCUCGUGGACUAAGCUCCCAUAUUUACCAACCACGCUCUCUACAAACCCCUACUACGAAAAGGUAUGUUUCUUUUACACUCAAACAACAGUCAAAAUGUACAGAAACAGAUCACACAUUCUUAGUUUUGUUUUAGAAAAUAUUCAUAUUUUGCAUUAAAUUUUGCCCUAUACAUUUGUAGACAAAAUGUACUACUUCAGUCCUAUGUACUACCCCAGAAAAGAAAAUAACUUGGAGGGAUGGAACCUCUCAGACCGCCCCUUUGCAGAGUGUUAAUGAGCUAGCAGAGGCAAAACAAUUAAUCACCACAUUACAGCGCGAAAAUGCAGCAUUAAAAGAAAGAUGCAACAAGCUAGAAGGUAUUGUAUUGACAUACUCUUAAUUUCCACACAUUCAAAACAAAGACGACUAGUUUCAACCUUUAAUAGAAAUAUUUUUUUAUUAAUUUUCAGAGCCAACUUUUGAUGAGCAGUUCAAAACGUUCCACAAGUGUCUCACUAAACAUUACAAGGAUGGAGGGCAGCGGCUAUACGACCCUGCAGACAUGGAAAAAUUUGCCAACAAGUGCACCCCAGGAUUGUUCAACCGUGCCUUGUGUCUAGUCAAGAAUGAUGAAAAACAACAGCUUUCUAAGAAAAGACAUGAAAUACUGAGACUGCGAGUUGUGGCACUGCUUCAUCAGCUGUCUUACUUUAGAAACCAAGUGUGUAUAAUAAUAAUAAAAAAUAAAAUAAAUAAUAAUACUAAUAAUGAUAAUGGUAAUGAUAAUGAUAAUAAUAAUAAUAGUAAUAAUAAUAAUAGUAAUAAUGAUUUAAUAAUAAUAAAAACAAAACUUUAUUCAUAGAUUUAAAAAAAAAAAUAGACUAUAAUAUUAAUAAUAAUAAUAAUAAUAGCAGGAACCAUACUUUAGGAAGACACUUAAAUUAAAUUAAACACUAUGGUGUGUAAUAGACAUAAGUGUUGCUUGUUUGUUUUCAACAGAAAAACAAUCCCUUACAACAAGAUUGUGGGUUGCACUUGUCCUUUCAUGGUGCCAGUGAUGAUGCUUUGACAGCUGGCUCACUUCUGGGGUUUAGCACUCACCCGAGAAGUGUGCUAAAUCAUAAAAAAGGAUUGUCUGGAAAAAGCAUUCACAAGACACAAGCGAUCGUUGAGAGUGCCAUAAAGGUACAUGUAUUUACAUACUGAAACAAUUCAUUAUUAAACAUCUGCCACUGCACAACACCCUGGCCAAAACAAUAAGUUGACACAAGGUGAGGUGGCUGGAUGUAAAGAAGCAGGGGCUAAAUAGAAGGCACAAGGACCUUGUAACAAGGAGACAAAAACAACAAAAAUAGAGUGAUUUUAUUUGAACCGUGAAACAGAUAUUAACAAAGAGUGCAAAAUAGCAAGAGGUAAACAAAAGAAGACAAUGGAAUUAAUACAUAAUGGUGCGUAGUAUUCUUCUACCUGUUUCACGGUUUAAGUAAAAUGACUCUAAUUUAUCAGUCCAUAGAUGUACACUGAUCCAGUUAAAAAUUUCCUCCCCAACAGAACAACAACUUCCUCCUGCUCAUUAUAGAUGAUUUUCAUUGUGUCCAGUCUAUAAAAGACCCCAAACAGAGCCAGCUGAGCAAGUGCCUUCACAUGUGUACUGGAGUAGUGGAUCACCAAGAAUCUAUACCGGCAAUGCCAACAACAAGAAACGUCCACCAGGUUGUACCUGUCCGAAUUGCUGGGGUGCAAUUGUUAACUGCCGGGGAGGAAUUGAUGCCAACAAAGUGGACGAGUUGUUUCAAGAGCAUUUGUCAAAUUAUUUUACAUUCAGUUAUUUAGACUCUCUACCUGCUGAUUUCAGCCAGUUUGAUCUGACAAAUGUAAACAAAAGUUUAGUUGAAUUAAGGUAUGAUUUACAACAAAUCAGAAACCUAAAAGUCAAGGUAGUGGUCUAAUAGUCAUUGGGUGCCACAAGCUUGUACAAAAAGAAUAAUAUAAUACUUUUAAGUAAUAGAUUUUAGUAAUGUAUUUCAUCCAAACUUUUCAUGCAAUUUAACACUUUGGCAUAAAUCAAUGCCACAUAAAUUUUAAAAUUAACUGGCACCAUAAAUAUGUUUAUUAUAAAUUCCCCCUCAAAAAUGAAAUUGGCAACUCCCAUUGUCAAUAACUAGUUUUACAUACAGCCCAUCAUAAAUUUUUUCCACAUACCACUUUGCAUUGUCUCACAAUGUAGGAAUUUGAAAUGGAAAAUUUAAUAUUGAAUGGAUAAUUGACUUUCAAAAAAUGUUGCUCAAGGGUGCCAAAAAAAGAGCAUGUACAAUGUUUCAUGAUACAAACAAUAACAAAUACCUUGUAGAGUGUAUACAGAUGAGGCCAGACAUGACUUGGAUUUGCUGUCCAACACUUGGCUAGUUGACGAAUUUGAACAGUCCCUUAAGAGCAUGGCAAAUUAUAGACAAGCAAUGCAGCACCUCAAUGAAGUUUGCCCAUCACUAAGCGAAUACAUGGAAAAGAACCUACUGCUCUUAGCUGGUGAUUGGCCAACAUGGUACUACAACAAGAAGAUUAUAUGCCAGGUUUGGCUUAACAUUUUUAAAACACUUUUAGCAUAAGGAACAAUAAUGAGCAAGGGAUGGCACAAUGGUGAGAGCACUCGCCUCCCACCAAUGAUCAUGAUGACGACGACGAUGAUGAUAGUGACAACUCAGAUGAUGAUGACAGUGAUGAUGAUGAUAGCAAACCUGAUACACUAGCAAAUAAGAUACUCAUUAAAGCAAAACAAUCCCUUUUGCAUCUUCCACAAAGUGCUUUAUUUAAGUACAGCAUCAAAAAUUCCAAGAAUGUAAACUCCACCGACUCUACUGGAGAAGCAGUAAUUGUUAAUACUAGUAUGGUGUGUGUCACAUGUGGCAGGGUCUGUAAUAGCAAAGGGGGCUUGACUCAGCAUCAGAACACCCACAAAGGGGUAAAUAGUUAAGUGUUUCCCUGAAAUGAGAAUAACAAAACAAUAAUCAUUUCCUUUUUUAGAAGCAAAUCCAAACAAAUAAUACAAGCCCUUUGUUUCAUGUAAAAUACCUUGAAUAGGAAUAGGCAUGAUAACACAGGAGAGAAACCUUGAACAAUGCCUUUGUUGUUGCCUUUGUCUUGCUAUAGGUAUCUCAAAACAAUGCAAGUAGCUAGAUAACAAAUAAGUGAUCUUGUGCUUGCAUUUGGAAUUUGGUCCAUACAAUAUUAUAUGAGAUCUUUGCAUUAUAAAAGAUUAACUCAGCCCAACUACUAUGCCAGUGAGAAAAAUAUAGUGAUAGUCCUGUCGAGAAUACUAAUAAGGGACAAUGUGAUGUACAGGAGUAAGAUAGUGUCUUCAAAAUAUUCGAUGUUAUUUUGAACAUGUAAAUAUAAUAAGAUUUUCACUUCAAAAUACCACAUUGUAUAUGGGCAAGGAUUGUGUAUAACUCUGCUAAUUCUGGAUACAUGUAAGCUUAAAAAUUCAUCCUUAAAAUUUCACCUUUCUUAAAACAACCUAAUUUUGUACAGUAAAAUCAUUCCAAAUCUAUAUCAGUCCAAAAACAAAGUUAUUAACUGUAUAAAUCAGUUGGUAUAAAUUGAUGUAAAGAAAUUACAAAUUGGACAACGCGUGCAAAAAAAAUAAUUUCGCUUCUAGCGGAACAAUGUAAACAAUUCACACUAAGGAAUUCAUUGAACAGUGUGGAUAUAUAUAACCUAGAAUCAAAAGCCCAUUAAACUUGUAACUCAGGGUGCUAUGAAGUGCUAUUUUGUUUGAAAGUUUGGUUACUUUUAGCAAUGGCUUCGCCAACUGUUAGGUGCCGCAUUAUACGCCUGCACGCAGCGCACGCUGCACCGCCGCAAUCUCGUGGAGGAUAAAUAGCAUCCAAUGCAAAUUUCGGUUAACUCAUUAACACUGAAAACGUUCACUAUGUCAAAGACGAAAAAUGUCUUACCUUUAACUCAGUGUGUAACUAUCGGAUCACCGAGACUUGUUGCAGGAAAACCAAACAAUCGCGUAGAAAAGAAAGUUGAUCGAAAAAAACACAUGGUUUGUUUGGCACGACUCCGUCCGUUUAACGUAAAACAAUCACAAAGAUUACCUCCAAAGCGAAGCAAAACAAAAUGAUACCAUUAUAUACAAGACCUUUCAGUGAUGUAUUUCAACACAGUGCUCUUCAAAUUUCGGCCAAAUAGCUCACAUUCAUGAUCGCUCGAUUGUAGCUCCUUCGGAUCGCUCAUUCUUUUGAACCAACUGCAUCUGCAUAUGGUCAGCGGAAGGCGCACGCGCAUGCUCUCAGUGGAAUUUUUUUUAACCAAUCAGCGGUUUUUCUGCCCUGCCGGACUGAUCAUAAUCCAAUCGCGCAAUUUGACCUGUAAGGUAACCAUAGAUAGAUGAAAUGGUGUAAAGUUACGGGCAAACUAACUGUUAAAUUUGGCCAAUUGGUUGGAAUAAAUUUGUUGCCUUUGCUUUAGUUGUAGCUGGUGUACUUAAGGGGAACUGAUGCUGGAAGAUUUUUUUGUUUGCUCAGUAGUGUUGUCACACCACUGAGGUCCUCUUGGGGUAAAAUUCAGACAAGUGACAUGGCCUUGAAACAGCAACAUAAGAAAAACAUCAUGAAGAUGAGUUGCGUACUAACAGAGACAUAGCCUAUUCCUCCAAACGCAAAACAGCCGUAUUUAAAAUUUAGACUAGGGACAUACAUACAGCCCCUUUAGGGGGGCCUCACUAUUGCACUAGAUACAUUUUGCAGGUCAAAAGUCAGGCAAAAGUCAUCUUUCUUGAGGUUAUGAUGGCCGAACCCGAGAGUUAAGUUACACUAAGACAAGUGACAGCAUAGAAAAUGUUUUUGUACUUGUCAUUCCUCAAGCCUGAAAACAAGAGUAAGUGUAAAAUAACAGUGACUGCAGCGCUGUACAAAAGUGUCCUGUGUUGUAAUUUUGAGCAUCGUGUAGGUCAGAUGACUUUUAAGUGACUUGAGGUCGUGCACCACCUUUAAUGAUCAGUAUGUUAGUAUGUUUGGCACAAGCAGAGGUAGAAGACCGUUUACCUACAUAAUAUAAAAUUAUGUAAAUUUUUUCCUCAUCACCAUCUUCUCUUUAGCUUUCUUGUUAGGCUCCUUAAACCUUUCAUAAACCAUCAACGUAUUGUUGAUAGCUGGUUUGGUGACAGACAACCAAUGGGUUUGACACAUUUUCCAUUAAUAAUUUUUAUUUGAAUCCUGUUUUUCUUUAAUUAUUGAUAUUUGUAUUAUAGUUGUGAUGCUGAUCCAGCUGCUUUAGCUAAAUAUGUUGUGGCUUUGGUAAAAAAGGACAAGCCCAUGGAAGAACUCAAGGAGAUUUGCAUUGACCAGUUAGAAGUAUUCCUUUCUGAUGGUGAGUUUGGUGCUUCACAAAUUAAUGUGAUUAUUUAUUAUUAUUAUUUCAUAUAUUUAUUUCCCUUUCACAUACUUAUCACAGAAUAAUAUAGGAUAAUAUUGUGUGGUUCCAGAAAAUAUCCAAACCCUCACCACAGAAGGAUUUGGAAUUUCCAUGGGGGUGGGGGGGGGGAGGGGAUGGGGGGUCAGAGGCCCAGGAAAUUCCAGAGAGUAGGGGGGUUGGACGAUAAAAAUCACUUUCCAAGGGGAUAAUUUAUUCAUUAAGAAAAUGCCAUACAAAAUUAAAAACUCUUCAGGUUCUGCUUAAAGCCUUGAACUUUCUGGAUAGUUGUGAUAGCUAUAGGAAGAGUAUUGAACAGUGAGGGGCCAUCAAGAUUAAAGGCCUUGUUCCCAAGGGUUUUCAACUUAGUUGUGGAGACCUUUAAUUUGUAGCUGUUAUUUAUAUGACAGAGUGAAUCAUCUACAUGUACAUGUAUGUUACUAAUAACCAAUUUUUUGUAUCCAGAAACUGCCAAAUUUGUAAGUGAGUUGUUUGAAGCACUUACAAACUCUGCGUACCUACCUCAGACACUCAUAGAACCAAGUCCUCCUCCAGUUCCUGUUCCUACCUCAGUACUUUCUCCGCAGCCAACACCCACAACUACGACAACACAGGAAAAACCACGGAAAACAUCAAUAUCAGAAGAUGUUUUAACGACAAGAGUACUGGCAGAAGUAAGUGGAGAUACACAUAACAACUACUAUAAUUCUUAGGAGAAAGACCACAAAAUGAUUGCCCCUGCUCCUUCUUGAACUAAUAUCUAAAAGCAAUAACGUUUCAUCACUAGGAUGUUUAAAGUGGGUGUAAUCCAUGAAGAUGUGCAAAGAAAAAAUUAAACUUCUCAAAAAUAGAUGAGGUUGGUUGUAGGUGACCUAAAGGAUUGUGGUGCCAAGUGCAUAAGAGAUGUACAUAUUGUAUCCAUGGCAACCAGUGAGCAGCAACAACCAGCAGGACCAUGAUCAUGUAGAUUAGUGGAAAAAUAACAUGGUACACUCUAACACAUACCUGAAAGGGGGGAUGAGAGAUAGAUUAGCAGAAAGCGGCCUAGAUGUGAAACAUGCUUAAGGUGACUUGACCCAGUUUUUUUGGGGGGGUACCAUCCUACUUUGAAGCUCCCUGGUAUCCCCACCUUUACUUUUAUCGUAAGUCUAACACAUAGAAUGGAUAACAUAUAGAUCAAUCUACAAUAUAACAUAAAAUUUUUGGCGAUCGGACUAAAAUAAUUAAUGUCACGUGGUUAUAAUGCCGCGCCCCUUUGAGGUCUGAGUCGAAAAUCUGCUGUUGCCGGCAUUUUUUCGUGAAAAUCUCUCGGCUACACAUAGUGCGCAUCAGUGCCUUGCACUGAACAGAGUUUCACCAAAAUCGCAAAGACCCAAUUCGAGAAAUUCAGCGGUUUCCAAAUUUAGGUCAUAAUUUAUGCGAAAAUGAUAAUCAAACUUUACAUAGAUUAUAUCUAAUAAACUAUGAGAUUCAUCUCUUUAUUUUGGGCAUCGUUAUAACAGAUGGGUCCUUGCAAGUCAGCAAAACGCUUUAGGGCCUUGUAAAUGCGCACGAUUUUUGAGCAAAGCAAACAUAUAUAAAUUAUAGUUUUCGCUAUUUGUUGAUGUUUGUCAGCGUUUAAGAGUCCUUCUCACGAAAAAAGCAUUUUCUUAAAAAUUCAUAGUUUUUUUCCUUCAAAUUUUUUCGAGCCACAAUUGAUUAACUAACUACCCGGACUCUGAAUUUCAUGGUCAUUGAAAAACUGUGACCUUAUCUUCUAUAAGCCCAAACUUGAGUAAACAUUGAAGAUUUCUAACGUUUUGGCUGAGUUUGUGCUUUGGGAGUUGUCUAUUGUUUCUAGUCUGUCAUGAUACCAGCAUUCUUGUUCAGCACGCGUGCAAUGACCACGCUUGGCUGACUUCCGAAUGCUCAACGAGAUAUGAUAAUUUUGGUACAGUGAGACAGGCCAUCGCGUGAUAUAUAGAGGUUUAACUCACAAUUUUUAAUCAAUUCUCGUGCUUCUUGUGCCUUUGGAAAAAAAUCAAGAAGUGCUACACACUAAAUCUACUUACUAUUAAAAAAAUAUCAUUUUUUCAUAGGUUUAAUGCAAGCCAAUAAUUAAACCAACUUGUGACAGGAAUCCCUUCUAUUUUCUUAUACUAAAUUAUCAUAUCUCAGUGAGCAAUUGGAAGUCAGCCAAGCGUGGUCAUUGCACGCGUGCUGAACAAGAAUGCUGUAUAAUGACAGACUAGAAACAAUAGACAACUCCCAAAGCACAAUCUCAGCCAAAACACUAAAAAUCUUCAAUGUUUACUCAAGUUUGGGCUUAUAGAAGAUAAUGUCUCAGUUUUUCAAUGACCAUGAAAUUCAGAGUCCUGGUAGUUAGUUAAUCAAUUGUGGCCCUGAAAAAAUUUGAAGGAAAAAAAACUACGAAUUUUUAAGAAAAUGCUUUUUUCGUGAGAAGGACUCUUAAACGCUGACAAACGUCAAUAAAUAGCGAAAACUAUAAUUUCUAUAUGUUUGCUUUGCUCAAAAAUCGUGCGCAUUUACAAGGCCCUAAAGCGUUUUGCUGACUUGCAAGGACCCAUCUGUUAUAACGAUGCCCAAAAUAAAGAGAUGAAUCUCAUAGUUUAUUAGAUAUAAUCUAUGUAAAGUUUGCUUAUCAUUUUCGCAUAAAUUAUGACCUAAAUUUGGAAACCGCUGAAUUUCUCAAAUUGGGUCUUUGCGAUUUUGGUGAAACUCUGUUCAGCACAAGGCACUAAUGCGCACUAUGUGUAGCCGAGAGAUUUUCACGAAAAAAUGCUGGCAACAGCAGAUUUUCGACUCAGACCUCAAAGGGGCGUGGCAUUAUAACCACGUGACAUUUAGUCCGAUCGCCAAAAAUUUUAUGUUAUAUUGUAGAUUAAUCUAUAUGUUAUCCAUUCUAUGUGUUAGACUUACGAUAAAAGUAAAGGUGGGGAUACCAGAGAGCUUCAAAGUAGGAUGGUACCCCCCCAAAAAAAACUGGGUCGAGUCACCUUAAUUUAUUGCAGAAUGAAUCUCAGUAAUUUGAUUGCCUUCAGGGAAGUGAUGAAGCCCAUGUAAAGAAUUUGAACUUCUUUGUUAGUGAUAAGUGCGGAAUGUUUAAAAUUAAUGCUAGGAGAAUGUUGUUGUGUUUACUUUUGUAACAGAUGAAAAUUUUUUGGCUUUUUUUCAGCCUGAUGAUGAUGAUAGGGAUUUCAAACGAACAAGAAGAACUACAGAGAGUAGUGAUCGCAGCACUGGUGGAGGCAGUUCUAUUGUGACAACCACUGUCGAUAGAUCUCGUAAACGAAGGGCGGAUGAGGAUAGAGGCAGAGGUGACCUUGUAAAGAUUCCAAGAGAGGAACUAAGUGGAGUAAGGAGAGGGGAUUCGGAACCCAGAGAUGAUCAGGCACCUAAAAACAGGCCUGAUUCUGUACCUUUUGACAACGUAACUUACCCCAUUCCUAGCUCACUGCAUCGUGACAGGGGUAACAGGUACGGUCAAGAUGCUCAGGAUUUACGAAUGGGUAUGCACCCUCAUGAGGACUCUAGAGGCAGACAUGGCAGCCCAACCAGGGAUCGCAGAGGUGGAAGGAUGCGUAACUUUCACGACCGAGACCGGGACCGAUACAGAGAUGACCGACUGCGACGUGAAAGAAGGGAUGAUAGAGAGAGGGGUAUGGGGAGGAAGUCUCGUUGCCGUGACUAUGAUGGUAUGUUUUUUUGACUGAAAGUACUGAAUCUGAGUUGUAGCUAGCAUAAGACAAACCUACGGUAGGCCCCUUUAAUUACCUUGGGAAGAAUCGUGAUUUAAAGGGGUACCCAGAAAUAAUAUGUCUUUCUGGUGCAGAGAGGUAUUAUAUUGGUGAUGUUGAUGGUGAUCCAUAAAACAACACCAAUUGAUUUCUGAUAAACUACUAUAUUCUCCUCAGAAAUUACCUUUUAUUUCCUUGUGGAGCUAAAAGAGAAUUUGAGAUUAGAUCUAAAGUUAAUUAGGACCUUAUUCAAUGCACCUCUUCAUUAUUUAUUUUCCAUUGUGUGAGUAAGAGAAAAGUAUUUGAUUAUGAGGCAAAGUAUUGAAAAUUAAGUAAAAAAGAAGUGUGUAGUUUUCUAAUAGAUAAAUAAAUAGACAAAUAAAAUCAAACCAAUUUAAUUAAAACUAAUUUUUAAGUACAGCUGUAAGGCUGAUUUACACGUAAAUUGUGGCUCCACUGUAGUGGAUUCUCAACAAAGGUUUUUUUUUGGCUUUCAUUUCAACAGAAAAAGGAUUUUGUAUGCGAGGGGAGCUGUGUCCUUUUGACCAUGGUAAUGAUCCUGUGGUGGUACAAGAUAUGCUACCUCCAGGGAUGUUAGGAUUCCCUGCAUCCACUGGGCCUCCUUUCCUUCCUGAUGGCCAACCAAUCCCCGCGGCAGGACUACCAGGGAAUGCUGGCCCUAUCCCUGGGAAUUAUCCUCCUCCAAACUCCCAACCGCCACCCCCUGGGACAUCAGGCACAUUACCUAAUGAUGGUCCAAAAACCAAAGGUGCUCAGGAAGGUCCUGAUACAACUGUACCUGUGGGUGGCCCAAGACCCUCAGCCCCAGCCGUCAUGGUUCCUCCACGUAGUCAAGCACCUGUUAUGCCACCCCAUGCUGUUCAUAUGAUGCCGCAACCAAUGCUACGGGGGCAGGCACCCCGCCCUCCAUUUAUGAAUCCAUUUGAAGGUGGGUCUUAUUUUUUCAUUUCUGUUGCACUUGCUUUUGGUGUCAGACUUUGAAGUAUAAUCCACACACGUACAUUCAAAUAAUAAUGUGAUAUGUUAAGUUCAAUAGGUUCAGUAAAAUUGACUGCUUUGUAACUUAAGCGUCAUUUCCUAGAUUGUUGUAAGUUUUGUUAUUGAAGUCUUUGAAUCAAAGAUUUAUUUUUUAACUGGCUGUUAACUUACGGUGGAUUUCUUUGGGAAGAUCUUACCUGUAACUUUAACUCUUGAAUCUGAAAAUAGUGUUUGCGUGUCCUUACUGAAAUACCCAAAUGGUUUUUAAGAAUUAUUUUAUUCUCCAAAUUGAUUCAGAAAAAUCCAAAUCUGAAUCUGAUUGCUCAGCUCAGAUACUGUACUUAACAUGAGUGGAAUUGAAUUCAAGGAAUUAAGUUUAUGUAAAGUACAGCAUCGGAAUCAAUUUAAAAUGGCUAAGUUAAUUUGGAUUGGCUCAGCUGUUGUUUACACCUGGGUCAGCUGUGAAUGAUGGCUGUGAACCAGCAUUGAUUCAGAUGCUGAACUUAACAUGAGCCAAACAAUAUUUAUAAGUUUUUGUGAUGUACUGUUAAUGCAAUGCUCAUUUUUACCCUUUUAAAUUUAGUCCAGCUGGAAUACAGAUUGGUGUCCGAAUUAAUUCAGCUGGCCUAAAUUAAUUGGAUCGGCCUAAUUUCAAAUUUGAUUCCACUUGUUUGAAUUAAGGCAUCUGAGCUUGCCCUAAGAGUCUACUUUUGCCUUCUUUCAAAGAAACACACUCAAAGUUUGUCAGAGAAACUUUACAAACUUUUCUAUGUUUUUUUUCACUUCAGAUUCCUACAAUCCAGAGCAGCCACAGUUUGACCGCACCCCUGUGUGGAUGAGGCUGGGAAAUGGCCGUCCUCCUCAUCCCCUUCCCGCCCGCGGAGGGUUUCAUCCCAUGAUGGGUUUACGAUCAAGAGAACUAUUGCCUGUCACUCCCAAUCAAACUCAACUUACUGUUCGAGGUAAUUAAACAACAGCAGAUUUUUUAGACCUCUCCUUUUUGUAACUAGCAACCUGUAACGUGUUCAAGGGCUGACUUUCUAAUCUCAUGUCACCUACUCUGAUUGGUUUAUUUGACUUAAAUGACAGUGUGAUCAAAGGCUUACAGUACACUUUGAAAAACUACUAUGACAAAAAAAAACAAAAACAAAAACAAAAAAAACAUGAAGGCUCUAGUAAUAUUGCAGCAAACAUCACCAACAAACGUUAAGUUUUGAUGUUCAUUUGGCGAAGUUCAAGUUAUGUUUUAAAAAUGUCUAAAAAAAAACAGACUCAGAAAAAAAAUAUGAUCACACUGUUGCAUUUAGGUCAAUCUGUGCAUGAAUGUAUAGGUCUAGCUAUGGAUUCCAUAACUUUGCUUUUCUUUAUAAUCAGUUGUACCCAAGACUGUGCUUUAGUUAUAUAUGCUUGGCAGCUCCUCCCAACUUACUUCUACCUUGGGUGACGGAGAAACCUUAGUUUUUGCAUAACAGUUAUGUACCUGGUACCCUGGAUUUCAUAGGUUCAAGGCUUCCAAGAAUUUUCAUUUAAGCACAAACUUAUAAUGAUCAACCCACAAUUGCAACACUGACUAUUUUUCCUGUUCUCAUUAUUAUUUUGUUGAUUUUUGUGCAUCAAGUCCCUGGUAUGUCUGCCCCACCUCCAACAGUACCCACCAUGCCUGACAGAGUAGUCAUCCACCCAGAUGCAACAAACAACACCCCUGUACCACCCCAAGAGCAACCACUGCAACAACAGCAGCAGUCGUCAGGUGUACCCCAGCCGGGUGUGGCACAAGCUCCCAGCACCAUUAAUCACACCGCCCCUGUCAAGAACAGACUUGGGUUUCCAAGGAAAUUCAGUGAUACAUUAGAGUUGAAAAGGAUUCCUCGUGACCUGAACAACAUUGCCAAGUUGAAUGAGCAUUUUCAAAGAUUUGGUUCUAUCACUAAUAUUCAGGUAGAAGAAUUGUGUAGAAUUUUAAAUAAUAAUUUUAAAGAGCUAACAACAGUGUUGUUACAUUAUUAAAAAGAUGUUGUCUCACAGUGCAAAAUAGCAUCUUUGUAUUAUUUUAAAGCUUGUGAACAAAUCAUCGUUUUUGUCAAAGCUACAUACACAAGCUGUAGGUUACUCAAUGUUCAUAAAAUCCUGUAAUAAAGUAGACUGUUUACGGCCCCCUAUUUUUUUUGUAAAAUCCUCCUUAUCAAGCGCUUACUGGUACAGAUGGUUCUUUCAAGUGGCCAUCUUGGUUUCAUAUUUACUGAGGGAGUGAGCAUCAGGUUUCCGUCCCCGCCCCCUAAGUAGAUUUGACACUCAUCCUCAGGCUAGACUCAGAACACCUUGAGACCAAGAUGGCCACCUGUAACACAAAGUACUUGAUCUGGAUGAUCUGACGGAAAAGUGGGGGACUGUGAACAGUGUAAUAACAUUCCUUUUGUUGUAAGCAUGGUGUAUAAAAUGAUGAUGUUUUUUAGGUCUGUGCAUUUGGAGAUCCUGAAGCUGCAUUGGUACAGUUCUCACAUCACAGUGAAGCUAAAGCAGCACACUCUUGUCCUGAUGCUGUCCUUGGUAACCGGUUUAUCCGAGUGUUCUGGCACAAUCCUGACAGACAACAAAAUAAUAAGGUGGGUUAGUGUAAACUUGUUCCAAAAUUUAGAAGGUUAAUAUAAUGUUAUUUGUUAUUUCACUUUAUUUUAUAGCCACUACAAUGACUGCUGAAAAUGACUGAUGUCUUUUAAAACUGCUAUCCAUGUUUGAAAAGCAGUCACUUUGAAUGGUCAUACCCUACCAUUAUUAAUCUCUUAACCAAUGUUAUUGAGGAAGCAUUUACUGAAUUGAUACAAAUCACUUUGACUCUGAAGAUGACUACCGCACAGGUUGUCGAAACAUCAGUCACUGUCAACAACAGUCCUAUUCAGGACUACGUUCACCCAGACGAUCAUACUCAACCUACUUAUGAUACGACUCCUGGGUUCAAACCUUUUCCAGUGUUUUAUAUGUUGUAGACGUUUCCAAAUGCAUAUCUUGUUGACAGUGUCUCAGGGGCGGAUCUAGGGGGAGGGUGCAGGGGGUGCGCACCCCUCCCUGAGAUGACCUGCGGUUUUCUAAUACAACUGGUAUUCUACAAAAAAAAAAAGAACUUUGUGGUUUAUUUGUGUUGAAGUAGAGCAAGAGACGAGUGCUCCCCCUCCUAAAAAAAAUCCUGGAUCCGCCCCUGUGUCUUCUGUUAUGUGUGCUCUGCAGUUGUGGGUUUCAUCCACACACAUAUCAAGAUUCAUGCACAGAUGGUUAAGCAGUUAAGUUUCUGUCCUAAAACUUCAACUGUGCCAAAUAAUCCUGACCGGAAAUAAAAAUACUGGUUUAAAAUUUUUCAAUACAUUACCUUGGUCAUUACAGUCAGUGCUGGAAACUAACAGUCGUUCACUCGUCUAAAACGAGUAAAAUUAGCCAAAAAACGAGUAGAAUUUUUAGUUAGUCGUUCUCAUGGACGAGUGGAAGUUUUAGCCUGUGGAUCUUUGUUUCACAUGUCCACUCUCCGUCGACUCCGCGGCAAAUUGAACGUCAUGCGAACGUCAUGCAACUCCGAAAAACAUCGUGAAAGUGGUGGCCUCUUGCGCUGGGACUUUGUUACGCUAUUUCAUAAGGGGCAGGGAAGAUGAAGAAAGGAAAGAUGAAGAAAACGCUAAUACAGGUGAUUCCCAGUCAACAAGAGUGAAAAAGGCAAAGAAGGAUAGAGACUUCAAACCAGCUUGGAAAAAGGAUUUUGUGUGGUUUAUAGUUUACAAUGAAAGCGAAGAGAACAAUGUUUUGCCAGUAUUGUGUAAAUUUUCCAAACAGUAAAAACGAAAAUUCAUCUUUCCCCAAAGGAAGCAAUAAAUAAUUUCUUAUAGCCAAAGAAACUCAAGAUAAAAGAUUAUACUUUUCAUUAGUGUUUAUUAUUAUAAUUUAAAAAGUGAAUCAUUCUUUACUAUGAUUUUUUAAUGUGUGAAUUACAUGUCUGUGGCCAGAUGAUGGAUGGUAGACAGGACUAGUAGAAUUGCCUUCAGGACUAGUAGAUGCCACCCACUACUAGUCCCAGGACAACUGACUAAAAAAGUUAGUUUAGAGCACUGACAGUGGAACCCCGAUAUAUCGAUCCUCGAUAUAGCGAUGUUCCCCGUAUGACAAUGAAUAUUCUAUGUCCCAGCAAAAUUUACAGUAAAAUGUAUGGGACAGAACCCCGAUAUAAUGAUCUUUGAUAUAACGAUAUUCCUGAUAUGACAAUGAGAUUUUAGCAGACCGAGUGGAAAAUCUUUCCCGAUAUAACGAUAUUAUCACAAUUUAAGCAAAAACAUUGAAUGUAAUACAGCAACAUUAAAGAAGUAGAGUAAUCUCUAAUUUUUCUGUCAACUUACUUGGUGUACUUGGGCUGUACAUUAUAACUCUGAUAACAGAACCAUUGAAACAAAAAUGACUUAAGAAGGACUGUUGCAAGCGUGUCAUGCACAAUAAUGCAUUACUUCCUGGCCACUGUCUGUUUUUCGCAAAUUCAAUAAGCAGAGAUGAGAAAAGUUGCAACUUCAUACGUUUAAGUUUAGUUUUGUUGCUCUUUUAUGAUUUAAACCACAGAACAUACUGUGUAAACUUUGAAAACUUCUAGUGCUUUGCAAACUGUUUAAGGACAUUGCUGGGUGCUUGAAAUGUUACAUUUGCGAAUCAUUUGAUAAUUAUUACAAAUAAUAUUUAGUGAAAUAAUGUCUGCAGUAAAAAGGUACAUAAGGUUAACUCUGACAUAACAAUAUUUUCAGUUAUUUUACAGCCAUAUCAUUAUAUCAAGAGUUUCGAUUUAACGAUAUAAUUUUAAUGCUCCCUUGGCAUGUCGUCAAAUUGGAGUUUCACUGUAUGUUGACAUUUUCCUUAGGAUGGACAUUCAAAUCAAGGAGCCACAGUCAGUAGUGGUAACACAGAACCAGUCAAAACUGAAUCAACUACAACAGAGGAUGCUAACAAGGUAAUAACAGGAUGCAAAGAAAGUCGUGUCUGAUAGCUCAAGUGGAUUUUGCCAUCGGGCUAGUGAUUUUUGUUCUUAACUUGCCUGAUGGGCAAGUGCUGUUUUUUGGGAAAAUUCAUAUUACAGGAUUGUAAUCAAUUCUGCUAACCAAAAAGGGUUUGGGGGCUAGUUGAAAUGACUUGUGGGCUAGUUCAUGCUAGCUACAGCUUGCCCGAAUGGCAGGCUGUAAAACUGACUUUCUUUGCACCCUGAAUACAGUCAACUCUCUCUUAAUGGUCACCUCUAUAAGAUGGACACCUCCCUAAAACGGACACCUAGAGUUGGUCCCUGCCUUUCUUUACUCCCUUUAUUUGACUCUCUGUAAGAUGAACAUCUCCCUAAGACGGACACUUACUGCCAGUCCCAAAGGUGUCCGUCUUAGAGGGAGUUGACUGUAAUAGCUGUAUUACAUGUUAAACCCCUUCAUGACAAACCUCAAAAUGCACUGUUUAGUAUACAGUUGAACCCCCACUGAGUGGUCACCCUUAUGGUACAGGUAAGUAGUUUCUUAAUGGAGGUUCAUCAGAAACUAACAUGAUGUGCAGCUGAAACAUAAGACUGAAACAUCUUUACUGGUCCAUAACAAGUCGCCACCUUCUAUCAUGGGCUUCAUUUUCCGUCAUCAAGGCCAAAAGGUGUACACAGAGCGGCUUAAUAGAGGUUUAAUUUACUAUGCUCUCCUAAAAUUAUUUCUGGACUUUGAUUACAGUUCGCUCAAUAGAGGGUCGCCACUUAAUAGUUGGCUGUAUUGUAUGGUUGGGGGUGGGGAGUCGGGGCAUGAAAAUCAUUUGUAUCAAGUCGGUUGAUAAACUUAUGUGGACACUGCACCAGGAUUUAAGUAGCUGACAUUUAGUGUGCUGGGUUUUCUUCAGAGAUAAACACUAAUGGUGAUAUUUGAUGCUGAUCUACCAUAAAUAUUUUUAUCGUAGGCUCCUACAGAACCCAAAGCCAAACCAACUAUGUUUCAAAGUGGGAAGACAACAUUCUCAAAGACAUCAAAAGUUUCACCUGUCCUUGUACCAACUGGACCACCAAUGAACAAGAGACAGCAAGACCUUCAAAAGCAGGUAAGUACAGUAUAAUAAUAACAAUAACAAUAACAAUAACAAUAAAGAGACCUUCUUGAAUUUCAAAAGCAGUCAUUUUACUUUUGUAUUUGUGGUUUCCUCGUCGUUGUCGCAGAUUCAGUCCAUCUUCAUGUCGUUUGUUGUCAUUUUGCCUGUCUUAUGUUGCUGCUUCAAGGCCAUACAUGUCGCUUGUCAGCAUUGUACCCUAACAGGGCCACAAUAAUUUAAUGUCAAUAGUAAUAUUUCUGCAGGACCUGGUAUCUAUUGACAAUGUUGUCAUGGCAGCAGCUAAGUAGUUUAACCCUGUAAGUCUCAAGAGUGACCAACAUCAAUUCUCUCCUAACAAUAUUGAUACAUAAUCAAGAGAAAAAGUAAUGAGAACCAAUAAAAUGAUCACCACAGGGAAAAUGCUUUGAUCUUUUAUCAAAUUCUCUCCACUAAUCUCAAAGGAAAUGUACGAAGAUCAGUCUGGAGAGUUUGUUUCUGGAUAGUGGGGCUUGAAGGGUUACAAUCCUCAGGUCAGAGGGAAAAACAAUGAAUUAUCACUAGGGAUAAGUUCCACAUGGAUGAAAGUGUUUAUGAACCUUUUUUGUAUCAUUUGUCUUAUUUUUUUACAGGAGGCGAUAAAAAAGAAACUGGAAAUUCAGAAACAGAAACAAGAACUACUCAAUAAACAGAUCAAAGAACAGAAGGUAAAAAUUAUGAAUUUUAUUGCAGCCAUCUGUCUCACCACUUAUCCCCCUUCACAUUUGUCGGGUAUUUCUUAGACUGCUUGCAGCCCACCUUGUCUCUCUUAGAUCUGUCAAGUUCACAGGGAGAAGAAAAAAAAGACUUUUAACCAAAAAGGGAAUAAGGCAAGACAAGAAAAGACAGAUUGCUGACUCUUUUGGAGUAAACAAGCUCUCCAUCAGCCCAGUGUGGGAUUUUUUUAAUGUCCUAUUACCUGACUUUACUUAAAUUGAGGUCACCUAGACAAAAUUGACCAGUCGCAUUGAAAGUGAAAACAUUUUAUGUUGGAAAAUUCAUUUUUACUGUAUGCUUAAUACUUUGUUUCUGGUUUUCUUUGCCAGCUUUUAAUCUCCAAACUUGAAAAGAAGAAUCUUAGUGCUGCAGAGAAAGAUAUGAUAGUGAAGGUAAAAUAUAAAUUACCCUCUUACUAAACAGGGUUCAUACAGGUCAUGGAAUUUAAAUAAUAUUGUUGGUUCUGGAAAGUGAUGGGAAGUUAAAGUUAAUCUUGUUAGAUUAGUUACUGCAGAAUGUCAAAAGCAGGAGAAUGUAAGACUUCUGCCAGAGUUAAGAUCAAUUAGUUAAGCUUAGCCCAUUUUAAGAGACUUCUUAGGGAUUACUAUACCGCCUCCUUAUGGACUUGUUGUAAUGUAGAGGACCCCAGAAAACGGAAAACAAUUUGCUUAAAAUGUAACUACGCUUGCACUUUAACUAGCCGCGUCACUUGCUGCUUUUAGCCUUUCCAUCUAGCCUUCCUUUUUCCAAUCCUAACGUUACUUUUAUUUUUGAUUUUUUGUAUAUGUGUAUUAUUUUUUUAUUAUAAUUUUUUUUCUUGGCGAAGCUUAAUAAAUACAUAAAUAAAUGAAACAAGUUGCAGAACUGAGUUAGGUCAAAAAUGUAUUCCUAAAUCAAGGGAAGUCUUAAAAAAUAUUUAAAACUAAAGCUAAGCCUAAGGUCAUGGAAAUCUUAAAAAAGGUAAUGGAAAAAGUCAUCGAAAGUCGUGGAAUUUGAAGAGCUCCAAAGAGUACGAACCAUGUAAUAAAGCCGGCAUUUUGUAUUCAUUGCAAAGUCAGAGUAUGAUGGUAUAUUUAUGUCACUUGUUACAACUUGUGUUUCAUAUAUUUUUGCUUUUUAUUGCAGACAGUAAAAUCUCUAAGUUCAAACAUUGAAGCUCUGAAGAAGGAAGUUGAGUUAGCAGCUAUGGCAGCAAAAUCCAAAGAAAGUCCCUCACAGGCCAGACAGAUUGUAAGUGCAACCUGUGUAAUGAUAAGUGAAUUAUUAUUAGUCAGCAUAAUUACCUGUGCUUGCUGUAGCUGAACGUUUGUUUGUGUGGAUAAAUAGAUAAACCUUGUGCACACCUACAGAAUGGAACAUCAAAUGCCCAUCCCCCUAAAUCAAGGAUGAAGCCAGGCAAGAUACAAGACACGUCAUUUUCCCAUUCUUGAUUUUUGGGGAGGGGGGUAUAAAUUUCCCAUCUAUUUUGUCCAAGAUUGACAGAUACUAUACUUUAAACUGAUUGGGUUUGAAUCGGCUGAGAAGCAAACUUUGUCACCUGAAUAAGCAUACAAUCUGCAAUUUUUGUAAAAGGAAAGCCUGCAAAAUAUCCAGGCUUUGUGAAUGGGACUCAAACCCAUGACCUCUGUGAUACUGGUGUAGUACUGGUGUAAGCUAAUAAGCGGACUGAGAGCUGGUCAUUGAGAUGGUUUGUUUUAAACUCGUGAAAGGGUAAGUGAUGAAUAUGAAAAUCAUAUACCGGUAUUAGAACUAACUGUUGUUAUUUGACCUUGUUUUUUUAGGCCCAGAAAGCAAUUCUUGACCAGGAGCUUGACCUGAUAACACAUCAGAAUACUGGGGAAGACACGACAGAACUGAAGAAAAAAGUUGAAGAACUAAAGCAAGAGGUAGUUCCUUGAGAUACAUUCAAUCUGUCUAGUGCAUCAUUUUUAGCAUUUUGAUAGAUGUGAAAUAUUAUGUGCAAAGUUUUUAUUGUUACAUUUCUCACAUCUGUAUUAAAUGAAAUGACGAAUAUAUGAUUGAAUUUCACAGCAUUGGUUCAAUGUUAAUUUUGUUGAUCAGCAAUGUUAAAGCUUUUGUUCAUCAACUUUUAAACAAUGUGUCAUGGUACAUGGUACAUGGUACAUUGAAAUGGGUCAUUAAACAUGUUGAAUGCUGAUGAAUGAGAAUAGAAAAUAAAGAUGGACUUUAUUUCAGCAAUUACACCCCAACAAUGCUUGUACUUGUUAAUCAAAGAAUGUUUAAACCCAGUGUCUUCAGCUUUUAGUAGUUCACAGCAGGAAAAUAUCUACAAUCCUUGUCAAAAAUCUUGAGACACGUGUGCGUUUCUCCUUCUCCAAUUUUGAUCUGGGUAUUACAGCCGUCUCAGUGCUCCAAAAUAUGUGUGGCUCAACAUUGGGGAAGGGGAGGGUCACAUUUGGGUGAGGACAAAAGUGCGAAGAGUGAAUAAGAAAUUUUAGAGAAAAUUCAAGAGAAGCGGUGUCUGUUUCAUUGAUUUGUGAGGAGUAAUGUAAUUACUGACCAUACACUGUUUUUAGGCAAAAUCUCUUGGCUUACUGGAUCCACCUACAAAGGGACGAGGAAGAGGAGUUGUAAGAGGACGUGGCAGAGGAACACCAGUGAGAAGCAGACCACUUCCAAGAACAACACGGGUGUGGACAAGAGACAGUGCUUCAUUAGACCAUCGACCGAGGCGGAUCAGUGUUGGAGAAAUAACAACUGAACAAAAGGAAGAUAUUACAGAGCACUUUAAAGUAAGUACUUUGACGUUUUCUUUUUGCUACUUUUCUAAGCUGAAAUGAAUCUAUGUUGCUCAGGAGUAUAACCAAUUGUCAAUGGUGAAAGAAGGGCACAUCUCACUUGUCCAAAAGAUGGCCUUUAAUUUACUUUCAUGACUUAAUCCCUCAAGGUUGCUGACUAUACAAGUAAUAAUGUCAAAAAUGAACACAGGUUUCAUCCAAUGUCAUCUCACCAAAAAUAUUAAUAUCAAACAAAGGACAGAAUGUUUCAUGUUAUAUUCAGACAUCGCGAACUGGUUUGAAAAAAUAGGUGGUGCCAGCCAAGUUUUGCAAGACCCACUUUGAGGAUUCUGUAUAUUGGAUAAAACACUGAGUGGAAUUUAAUACAAUAAUGUAUAGCUUCUUUCACAAACAAGAAGUUUUUAAAGAAAUUCAACGCUUAAGUUCACGAAAUCAUAUAGGAGUUGCCUCUGAUAUCCAAACCACUGUCAAAGUAGUGAUUUCCUUUCCUUUAUGGAUUACUUUUUGAGAAUCAAGCUCAUUUGUGGCCUUUGAUUUACAUUUGAAUUUAUUUGAUUUGAUUUCUUCCUGUCCUGAUUCCUUUAUGUAUUGAGAUUGAGAAUUCAUAAAGCUGCAGCCAAUGAAAGUUUGAUAUAUUAGAAUAAAUAAAGAUGGCGAAAUUACACGAAGCUAAAUGUAAUUUAGGCUAAGUUAAACACGGAACCAUGCUGGCCAGCAGUUUUUCCCCAGAGUUGGAUGCAGGGUGACAAGGUUUAAUGUUGUGAUGCAGUGCAAUCGGCCAAGAAGAAUGUUACGGUGGAGCUUUUGUAGUCACUAAAAAGUUAUGUUUGUACAUUAAUAGUUGCGUUUUUGUUUCCUUCCUGUAGGAAUUUGGUAUUGUUGACCAUGAAGAAUAUAUUGAUGAUAAAGAAACUCUCAACUUGACUUUUAGGACAAGAAAAGAAGCCGAAAUUGUAAGAAUAAUGGACAUUCUCCGUUUACUUAAUGUUUAUAUCUAAUAUCUAUUUGUCUUAUUUCCCACCCAAUUCCUCCCUCCCUUCUUUGUAUGGGUUUGCUUUGUAUUGCAUUAACUUAUAAAGAUUUCUGGGUGAUAGCAGUGCAGUGGGGUACAUUGCAUUGAGAAAUCCAUGUUUUUAUUUUUUGUUGUUGUUGAAUAAUUGUAGGCUGUGAAUAGUGUCCAGUUUUCUCCAAACUCAGGGCUGUGCUGUAGCUAACCCUGGUGACCCCUGGUGCCUAAUGUUUGCACCUGGGUCACUAGAAAAUCUUUAGUUUUUUCAUACAAAUCAUAUGCUGGCACCCUGGAGUUUACAGGGUUAGAGCACUGUGCUCCCUUCAAUUUUCCUUAGAGCACUGCCUUGAAACUUAGUUGAGUGAUAACGUUUGAGUGCAGGUGUGCAGCUACUCCCCUGUCUUAGCAUUCAAUCACACACAAGGCCAUUUUUUAUCUCCCCUAUUUACUGGACAAAUUAAGAAGACAGAGAUUUCUUGUGGUCUUGUUGAAUUGGGAAAUCCAUGAAACGAUUUGAAAGCGGGCCUUUUGCUAUUGACUAUACCCUACGGUAUAUAAUUUAGUUUUGAAGAUUUGCAGUUAUUAACCGAUAUUGUUUUAUACUGUCAUUGGCUUUUCAAUCAGAGCUUCAUACAUGAAUUGUAUCAUUUUUAGGCCUUCAAUAAAGGCAAGACAUUCAAAGGCAGAGCCUUGAAGGUUUCUUGGUAUCGACCUCCAUUGACGCCUACAUCACCUGCAACAGCAGUACCAACUACACCUACAACUCCUACAGUGCUCAAGAAAGUAGAGGAAGAAUUAGGACUGGAUAUUGAUGCUGAACUGGUAAGAAAUCUGUGAAAUAUAAACGUUUUGUGUAUGUGUUGUGGUGUCCUAAACAGAAUUCUAAAGUGAUAACGAUAUAAAAAUUAAAAUUUGAAAUUAUGGGAUUUGUCAGGAUAGCCUGAAAGUACAACAUCCAAGAGGCCUACUUGCCAAAAACUGGCAUCGUGGGGCAAAUUGUCUCUGAGAUAUUAGCCGAGUUAUGCUCUGAUAACUCCAUGCAAAUCCUUCUAAAUUUGACUUGGGUCAUAACGUUAUGACAUGAGUCAAAUUUAUCUAUUUGUAAAGGCCAUAUCAAUGCGCAUGCCCACUGAAUAUCCGAUCUUUUACUAAUAUGAAUAGAGAGUAAGGCUUUCUUGUUAGGGAGUCUUUCAGAACUCUUCUGCUCUGCUGUCAGACAACAGUUUAUCUCAGAACAAUUCAUUGUCUUUUUGUUUUUUUAGGGAAAACAUGAAUUUGAUGCGGAUGCAGACGAAGCUUUGCUUCUUGGAGAAGAUUUUGAUGAAGAGGAUGAAGAAGAAGAUGAACGAUCGUGGAAAAGAUAGUUACAACUAUUGUUUAAGUUGAUGCGGCCAAACUGCGUCGAUCGAAGCAUUGUAAAAUAAUUGUCAUGAUUUAACUGUUUCAGACUAGCAACUAAAGUGAGCUUAGCUUUCUCUAACAUUGUGACAUCAAGCGUUAACUUCAGUGGAUUCCAAUCGUCUUUGAAAGAGCAAGAUUUCUUGUGUCCAUUUCUUGUAAAACACACUGUCUUCGCUCUCCAAAGUCAAAGGCUAAGAGAUGAUACCCAUCUCAGUGUUUUAUUGAAAAAUACUUGUCUUUGACCUAGUUUAGGUUUUACUGUCUGUUGUUUUAAUUUUAUAGUACUCUGUAAGUUAAGUUGUAGUGAGAAUCUGUAUUGUUGUGAAGUCCGGAUGAUGCGU